GAGUCUGUCACACUGCGCUAGUUGGGCCAUUUUAUGAGAGACCUAUUCACGCCAUUAUAGUUUAUAAUAAGGCAGCUCGGCGGCUCGGCUGACUGGGGGUGUCGGGAGUUUAGAGAGUCGCCUUGCAGGGCUGCUGAGCCUCUAUAUAACCUUUCCCCCACCCCUGUCUGCCUGACCAGUCUCUCCUGCUAUAUAAUGUGCUGGGUGUCAGCCCGCAAACCUACUAUCCCGUUAGCUAUAGAGCAGCGGGCAGUGCAGGGAAGCCUCAUAGUGAGCCGGCUGCUACUGCGCUCAUUGGUUCCCUGGAAUAGGGGCGUGGCUAGCUUUCUGGUGCGAAAUCUGAACUGAAGGAAUAUGGCGUUUGGGUCACGGCGGCUCCUGCUUCCCUUCGCUUUGCUCCUUACAGGGUUUUUCGACUUAUCAGAUGCUUCUGAUUUGCUUGAUACUUUAGGAUGCAAAAGUUUACUGAGUCGUCAAGUGUCUGAGGGACAAAAUUUUACAUUUCUGAACGGAUCGACCACUCUAUCUAGUUUAUCGCGGCUGUGGCCCUCAGGAAGUUUGAUCUGUGAAUGGCUCAAUGGAACUGUGAAGGAAAAUUACUUAAAAUGCACCUAUGGAAACUUGUCUGUCAUUCUAAUCAAUGUACAGCGCAAUGACUCUGGGAUAUACCAGCUUAACAAUGGACCUUGUAUAAACCUCACCGUUACUGGUGAUUUAUCCAGUACAUCUCCAUCUUCCACGGAUCAAGCUGAACCUUCUCCUCCUCCUCCUCCUCCUCCUCCUCCUCCUCCUCCUCCUACUCCUCCUCAUUCCCCAAGAUCUCGUAUUUCCCUUGCCAUUCCCUUCGUGGUCAUUCCCUUUGUGGCUGUGCUAUUUGUACCGCUCAAGGAAACGAGGGGAAAAUACCAAUGACAACAUCCAGAGUUACUGCAAGGUUGCACAAAAUGGGAAAGAAACCUCAGCACCCAC
Molecule: messenger RNA, 969 nt
Organism: Xenopus tropicalis (tropical clawed frog)
Lineage: Eukaryota; Metazoa; Chordata; Amphibia; Anura; Pipidae
Exons: 6
Coding region: 355-912 (185 amino acids)
Source: RefSeq, a predicted model, not a curated record